Messenger RNA from Arabis nemorensis, 1221 nucleotides. The record is from the annotation of a GenBank genome assembly. NCBI's taxonomy places the organism in Eukaryota, Viridiplantae, Streptophyta, Magnoliopsida, Brassicales, Brassicaceae.
AUGCCGAUUCAUGGAAAUCCCGGUCGUGCAGUGAUGCUUCUGAAGCAGCUGAAACAACUUAAAUUGUCUGGUACACUUAAGAAUCCUGAUGUUGAAAGCUUUGCAAGGUUCUAUGGCUCUCCUGCUGUUUGCGAAUCUCUAACAACCUCGAAAGCCUCCAAAAGACUAUCAAGAGAUGAUCGGCGAGCUGUGGUGGAGUCUUAUGUCAACGAAUACAGAGCAGCUAAUGGUGGUGAAUUCCCUACAUUGGGAGGUACUAUCAAGGAAGUGGGAGGGGGUUUUUAUGUUGUCAGGGAUAUCUUUCAAGAGCUGAAGCUCAAACAAAAUGCACCCAUGCCAAUCGUAGCCAAAGCCCUCUCAGAAGUCCCUACUUCUGUGCCAAAUGAUGCUUCCUCACAGACUUUGAAUGACCCUCAGUCACAUAGUGCUGCUUCUUUCUCUACUGGGGUUGUUGACUCUAUAUUUCAAGCUGAUACAAUUGGGACAAGAAGUGAUCUAAGGCAGGCUACAAUAGAUUUUUCUCACCCUGAUUCUGAUGAAAUUAGUCUUGAGGGCAACACUCUUGUCGUUACUGCAACACAGGACAAAGGAGAAACAGAUACAGCUCCUAACAACGAGGUUAACAGUAAAUGGGAUAUCAAUGCUCAUCUAUCCGAAAGUCAAAAGGAAAUAGCAUUAGAGGCAUCUUUUAAAAACUCUGAGACUGAGGAAGAGGAAAAUUUGAUGCAUUUGGGUAGUCAAGAGUCAGAAGUAGAUCAUCUUGAAGGAGCUGCCGUGUCAGAAAUUGUUGUGCUGACUGAGGAAGCAAAGAUUACCAAGUAUUCUGAUGAAAUUAAUCUCCAAGGCGACAAUCUUGUCAUUAUUGCAACAGAGGAGAAAAGAGAAACAGAAACAGCUCCUAACAAUGACGUUGACAGUAAAUGCGAUAGCACUACUCAUCUACCUGGAAGUGAAAAGAGUACAGUAUUAGAGGACUGUUCAAAAAACUCAGAGGCUGAGGAAAAGGAAAUUUUGACAUAUGAGGGUAGUCAAGAGUCAAAAGUAGAUGAUCUUGAAGGAGCUGCCAGUUCAGCAAAUGUUGUGACUACUGAGGAAACAAAGAUUACCAGACAAGUUUCAGAGAGACGGGCUGUUGAGGUGGAGACAGGAGAAAGGUCAAGUGCUUGGAGCAAUAUAAUGUCCUUUGCGAAAGAAUUUGCUAACUUUUGGAGGAAAAAGUAG